This is a messenger RNA of Acanthosepion pharaonis, 1245 nucleotides long. The record is from the annotation of a GenBank genome assembly. Lineage: Eukaryota; Metazoa; Mollusca; Cephalopoda; Sepiida; Sepiidae.
AUGGAGAUGGCGCGUUCUAUCUUUCAUUGCAUUCGUUUCUUUUUCACAUGGUCUUUCCGGUAUAUUUUUCUUUCUUUCUUUCUUUAUUUUAUUCUUUCUUUCUUUAAUUUUUUUCGCGGUUCUUUGUUUAUCUCUUUCUUUCUUUUCGUUUUUCUAAAAUUCUUUCUUUCUUUCUUUUUUCUUUCUUUUCGUUUUCCACAGUUCUUUCUUUCUCUUUUUCUUUCUCUCUUUUUCUUUCUGUUCGUUUUUCCACAAUUCUUUCUUUCUCUCUUUUUCUCUUUUUUUUUCUGUUCGUUUUUCCACAAUUCUUUCUUUCUCUCUUGUUCUUUCUUUUUUCUUUCUUUUUGUUUUUCCACAAUCUUUUUUCUAUCUUUCUUCCUUUCUUUUUUCUUUUUUUCCACAAUUCAAUCUUUCUCUCUUUUUCUUUGUUGCUUUCUUUCUUUUUCUUUUUCUUUUUCUUUUUCUUUUCUUUCAUUCUUUUCUUUCUUUCUUUCUUUUCGUUUUUCUACAAUUCUUUCUUUCUUUUUUUUUUCUUUCUUUCUUUUCGUUUUCCACAGUUCUUUCUUUCUCUUUUUCUUUCUCUCUUUUUCUUUCUGUUCGUUUUUCCACAAUUCUUUCUUUCUCUCUUGUUCUUUCUUUUUUCUUUCUUUUUGUUUUUCCACAAUCUUUUUUCUAUCUUUCUUCCUUUCUUUUUUCUUUUUUUCCACAAUUCAAUCUUUUCUCUUUUUUCUUUGUUGCUUUCUUUCUUUUUCUUUUUCUUUUUCUUUUUCUUUCUUUCUUUUCUUUCUUUCUUUCUUUUCGUUUUUCUACAAUUCUUUGCCACUUUCAUUCGUUCAUUCUUUCUUUUCAUUCUUUCUUUCUUCGUUUUCCUUUUGCCACAAUUCUUUCUCCUCCAUUAUUUUCUUUUUUCUUUUUUUUCUUUUUCUUCCUUCUUUCUUUCUUUUCGCUGAUUUCAUUGUCAGAUAUAAAUUUUUUGGUUGUUUUCUUUUUUCAAACCUUCAUUAUUUUUAUUUUUAUUUAUUUGAUUCAUUUUCACAUCUUACUUUCUACGUUAUUUUGAUUUUCUUCUUUAUUUUCUCCUAUCUAUUUCUCUUCGUAUGCGCUUAUAAAAUCACUAUCUCCUUUUUCUUUCUUCGUUUUCAUUUUUUCAACAAUUCAUUUUCCUUCACAUUUUCUUUCUUUGAUUCGUUUUCUUUUCUUUCUUUCUUUCUUCCUUUCUUUCUUUCUUUCUUUCUUUCUUUCUAG